GUAGGCUAGCAGCUUACGAUUCAGUUAGCAAAUGAAGUGGUACUAUCUCAUACGAUGCUUAUAACAGUCAUGCUGUAAAGAGAAUGAUAUAUGUCCAACCUGGUUUCAUCUAUCUCCUAACUCGUCUGAUUGUGAAUGUGGGAGCAGUCUCAAAGGAGCAAUUGAAUGCAACAACGCCACAAAGGAGCAGAGUGGAGUUGGCUCAUAGGAUGUGGCUCUCACUCUUUCAUCGAUCACCAAACAAUGGAGUCUCAUUCAGCGACAUACCACACAGACUG
Messenger RNA from Geodia barretti, 278 nucleotides. The record is from the annotation of a GenBank genome assembly. Lineage: Eukaryota; Metazoa; Porifera; Demospongiae; Tetractinellida; Geodiidae.